This is a messenger RNA of Didymodactylos carnosus, 975 nucleotides long. Lineage: Eukaryota; Metazoa; Rotifera; Eurotatoria; Philodinida; Philodinidae. The record is from the annotation of a GenBank genome assembly.
AUGGAAGCGCGAAAAAUUGCAUAUAAAUUGAGUAAUAGUUAUUUGGGUCAGUUUGCAUGUAUCGAAUGUAAAUUGUUAGCUGCAAGAGAUUUAGCAAAAUUCAACGUUGUUUUACCUCAGAUUGAUGAAACUAGAUUGUUGGGAGAAGGUAGUUAUUUUCAUGUAUACGAAGCACAGUGGGCGAAUGAAAGAAAAUUAGUUGUAAAAAAGUUAAAAGAUCUAUUAAAUGAUUAUCCUUAUAUUCAAUAUUUGGAAGCUAUAUUAUUAUAUUAUUAUCGAAAAAUAACUCGCUUAGAGUUGCUCCAUACAGAGCAAAAUAUAAAAGAUAUUAAAAUGGAUAAAGUGUUGCAAAUUAGUUUAGACAUAGCUCAUGCUGUUGAUGAAUUGCAUAAAAAUGAGCUGGUACAUCGUGAUAUCAAAGCUAAAAAUAUAUUACUUGAUGAAAAAGAUAGUUGUUAUCUAUGUGAUUUUGGUACUUGUAAAGAAGGAACCUUGAAUAAUACCAUCUUAGGACCAAUGCCUCUAGCACCUGAACCUUUGGUUGGCGCACGAGUUAAUCCUUCAUUGGUUUCCGAUGGUAAAGCUGUCGAUAUAUUUGCUUUUGGACUACUAAUGUAUGAAUUAUCACCAAAAGCUAAGCAUUACCCUCCUCAUAUCAGAAAUACUAAUGAAAUAAAAGAAUUUUUGAAAAACGUUUAUCCAUUAGAAAGAAACAAAGUAUAUGAGGAAAUGUGUUUACAAACUGAGGCAAACGCUAGUCCAAAUGCGCAUAAGGUUGUAAAACAAUUAGAAGAAAUUCAAAUGAGUUUAAGAGAAGUUAAAAAAGAAUGCCAAAUCUAUGGUUACAACGAUGACGUUCGACAAACGCAGAGAUGUCAUAAUACAGCUACAGAAAGAGGGGAAGGGGAGAUCCUGAGAGCAUGUGGACAUUGGAUUUUAAAGCGCUGGAAAGAUCUCUCAGAUAUGUUUUUGUAG